Messenger RNA from Anoplopoma fimbria (sablefish), 1416 nucleotides. RefSeq names its product zinc finger and BTB domain-containing protein 26-like. The record is from RefSeq and is a predicted model, not a curated record. Lineage: Eukaryota; Metazoa; Chordata; Actinopteri; Perciformes; Anoplopomatidae. The transcript is spliced from 3 exons. The coding region runs from base 9 to 1217 and encodes 402 amino acids. Gene Ontology annotation, cellular component: nucleus. Gene Ontology annotation, molecular function: protein binding; RNA polymerase II cis-regulatory region sequence-specific DNA binding; DNA-binding transcription factor activity, RNA polymerase II-specific. Gene Ontology annotation, biological process: regulation of transcription by RNA polymerase II.
AGACCAUCAUGUCCAGCUCCUCUGACACCCUACGGUUUUGUUUCCCCACCCACGGUGACUCCAUCCUCAGCAAAAUCAACGCUCUAAGGGAGCAGCAGCGCUUCUGUGAUAUAACACUCGUCCUCGGGGGUCCACGAGGCACCACUGUUCAGCCUCCCCACUUCUGCGGUCACAGAGCGGUGCUUGCAGCGUCCUCAGACUUCUUACGUGACCAAUUCCUGCUCCACGAAGGCCGGGCCGAGCUGAGUGUGGGUGUAUUUUCCAGUGUGGAGGUUGGCAAGAGACUUCUCCAGUCAUGCUACACCGGGCUCUUAGAGGUCCCUCUGAGAGAACUGGUGAGCUACUUGACUGCCGCCAGUGCGCUCCAGAUGAGUCAGGUGGUGGAGAGGUGUGCCCAGGCCGUCUCGCAGUACCUCAGUCCCACACUGGCUUUCUUGAAACCAGAGAUACGCCCAGCAGAGGAGAAGGACACCCGGCAGCUAGAUAGUGACCGGCGAGAUACCAGCUUCAGAAAUCAGGAGGAAAGGGAUUCAGCUCAGCCCACCGCCAGCAGCCAGGAAUCACGUACGGAGGAAGGAGGUGAGGUUGUGAUUCAGUCCAAGUCGAGGUUCAGUCAAGUAGCCAAGAUGGAUGAAUUGGUUGACAGUUCUGAGAACCAGGAGGAAGAAGCGGAGGGUGAGCAAAGCAAAGAGGAAGAAUUGUUUUCGCUGGAAGCUGAACUGCAAGAAUGUGGCGAGUUGAUAGACUCCCGUCUGCUCUGCCUCUCUGAAGCACAUCUGCCAAAGAGUCAUUGCUCUGGUGAUGAGCUCACAGAGGGCUCCGACAGCGUGUUGAUCCAGAGGCCGUACCUGUGCAGGAGAUGUGACAGAGUCUUCCAACAUCUGGAGAGCUAUGCGGGCCACCUGAAGCAGCACAGACAGUACCUGUGUUUGGUCUGCGGGAAAGGCUUUUCCCAGAGGAGUAACCUGGCCCGCCACACGCGCGUCCACACUCGGGUCAAGCCUUUUCGAUGCCCGCUGUGCCACAAGACAUUUUCCCAUAAGGCCACGCUGCAAGACCACCUCAAUUUGCACACGGGGGAUAAGCCCCAUAAGUGUAAAUACUGUGCUGUGCUCUUCCAACAUAAGCCAGGCCUCAGGCGCCACCUGAAGGACAUUCAUGGUAAGAGUAGCCUGCAAAACAUGCUUGAGGAGGCUGUGCACUCAUACUGUCAUUAAUGUGGGGUUCUUUAUCGUUGAUAGAUCGGUAUCACUUUGGGAACAUGUAUAAUAAGGUUUAUCAGGAAGCACUUGACCCUAACUUGCAGGGUAAUCAUUUAGAAAAUGAUUUAGAAAAAUUUCAAGUACAGGUGAUCAUUUGCACUGUGACAUCUGGCUAAUGUAAAGAAGUAAAGGUUCUUCUGUGCCUUCUGCAGCA